AUGAUAUCGGUGGCCCUUCCAUGUGAUAUAACACCGCCAACGCUUGACGAUCAGGUAGUCCUCAUACUAUGGUACAAAGAUGAGCAGUUGGCACCAAUUUAUACACUUGAUGCUAGAAGAGGUAACAUAGAACAGGCACGAACUCUCACCUCAACAGUACUGGACGGUCGGGCGUAUUUCAAUCUGCAUAAUAGGCCGGCAUUCCUGCAGAUGGAUCCGAUCCGAGUGAUGGAUGCGGGAGACUAUAGGUGUCGCGUCGACUUCAAGAAAGCCAGAACUGUUAAUACAGUCAUAUCUCUCAAAGUGAUCGAGAAGUUGAUUGCAAACUCUGGUCACACCACUCACACCACUCUCGCACUCACAUUCGGCUUGCAGCUUGCCAACUCAAUCUUACACAUUACUUGA
Molecule: messenger RNA, 405 nt
Organism: Medioppia subpectinata
Lineage: Eukaryota; Metazoa; Arthropoda; Arachnida; Sarcoptiformes; Oppiidae
Source: the annotation of a GenBank genome assembly